UUGGUACAUUUUACUGUGCAUUAUUGGUAACUCAGACAAUUGUCAUCCCUGGCAACCACGAAAAACAAUCUGUCAUUAUUCCUAUUUUCGCCGUGCUGAUAACAACUAUAAAGGAAUUGCCAGUGAUGCGUAACAAUCCGAUUGCAUACCCAGGAUCUGCCAAUUUACCACAACAUGACGCUCAAGUAUAUCAUGAUACAUCUGAUGCCAAUAUGCCAAAUGCAUACCAGCGGGAACUGAAAGAGGAACCGACAAUACUGAUACAAGUGUGGUGCCAUAUUCUAAUGCGCCCUUCUAGGGAGAAAAUUUUUCAAAUCGUGUAUAACACGGAAAACCACUUGCGAAUAAUAGAACUGUUGCUCUAUAAGCUGGACUGGAACAAAAAACUACCAGAAUUUCUGUCUGCUCCUGCGGUACCACAACGGAAAAUCUCCCGAUGUAUGGCUGUGUUACAGCAGCAGCAGCAACAACAAAUACCCGGUUCAUCCACUGUUUUAUCAGCAGCAUAGGCUGCUUCAAAAAGCCUGCGAUAACAUCUCCGACAUCUGUGAUACAAGCGUUCUUGGUUGGGGUGUAUAAUAAUGCCGGUAGCAAUAAUAGUAACAGAAUAGUGGCUGCCGAAAGUAGGGGGACAGCGUUGAUACGAGCAGUUGAUGAUGCAAACUAGAGAUGUGCCAUCCGCUCAUGAGCUGUUCCGAAGAAUCGACUCUUUGAAGUGAGUUGACGCGGAACAGCUCGCAAAAACAGGAAGUGGGUUAUAUCUACGGUAUAACCGCAAGGGUGACGUAGGACUAUCGUUGAUUUAGAGAUCAUUUGUUUGAAGUUUAAUCUGAAUUCAUUCUGAAUGAAUGAAUAUUUGGGGGACUUCG
This is a messenger RNA of Toxorhynchites rutilus septentrionalis, 869 nucleotides long. RefSeq lists its product as uncharacterized. The record is from RefSeq and is a predicted model, not a curated record. Bases 126 to 509 code for a protein of 127 amino acids. Lineage: Eukaryota; Metazoa; Arthropoda; Insecta; Diptera; Culicidae. The transcript is spliced from 3 exons.